GCCACAGCAACAGGAACAAUUCCUCCGCUCUCUGGAGAAGGCAACAGGGCGGUUGCGUGCUCGAGAGAAGAAGGCCCGGGGGGAGCCCUCUCGCCCUGCCGGGAGGGAGGCGCCGCCGCGCCGAUUCGACCCGCCGAUCGGCCGUCCGCGAAGACUUCGAAUGUACCUUCUUCCUGUGACUCUUCUACAGCCAUUAAAUUAUUGAAGGCACCCUUUGAUGGUUCAAUCCAUGUUGGAACUCUAUAAGUUCCAUCGGACAAAGAACAUAUAAGUUCUGCAGUCAGUUUUUCGUUAGAAGCGGAAGUGUUGAAUCUGUUAAAGGUACAACACUGUUGUCCUUUGCUUUGAUGGUAUGCAUGAAAUUCGAAGUUACUAGCACCAACAUGUCUUCUGCAUCUUCAGGUUAGUGAGAUCUGGCCUCCACAAUAGCCCACCUUCUUGAAAGCAGAUAUAUAAGGCUUAUUAGAGUUGGAGUUCAAUCUUUGGGGGACACAAAUUGAUUCUGUUAUUUGUUUGACUUCAAUUUGGGGCAUAUCCGGGCUUUAGAUUGGGUGAGGAACUGUCGUUUCAACGAUUUAUAUGAUGGUCAGGUACUCAGGACAGAUACACAUUCAUACUUUUCUUUCUCCCCCUGGAGUCCAUGCCUGAUGUACUAGUUGAACGCUGCAAAAAAAAUGGAGUUCCUUUUCUUGUUUGACAUCUUGAUUGACCAAAAUCAAGCUCUCAUUAAAGGUCAAACAAAUGGGCAAAAUUUUGGACUCCUUGAUUAGUUUUUUGCAGUGUUAAGUGCUGCUGCGGCAAAUGGGAGUGAUCCAGUUGGUCUAGGCCUUAUGAGGACCUUGUCCUCAGUAAGAGCAUAUGUUCAACAUCACUGUUGGACUUGUGUUGCCCUUAGCGUGAGAGAUGGCGACUACUAUUACAAGAUUGUAACAGCUUUUUUAACUGCAGAAGAGGGGUCCUCUAAUGUGAUUUUUGGAAGAGCUGUUGCUGCUAACUUCAUAUCAUUCUGAGGACUGGAAAGGGUGGACUAGUGCCACUCUUAGCACCUACCACCUAGAACUUUAGCCCAUUGGUUGCUUUGUAUGGUGAAAUACAUUGAUCAAGUAUAAAGGCGAGAAGCGUAGUCUGAUGGCCCUCUGUUAACUUAGAGCUGGAGAGGGAUAUCGUUAUCCGUGGAAGUAUUGGCCAGAGCAGCAUGAUCACCCAGUAGUCCUGAUUUGGGUGAUAGACUUACGGAUAGAUUGGUGUAAAUUUUGGAAAAGAACUUUAAAAGGUUGUUUCAUAUAUAAUUAGUUGAUCUGAAGAUCCUUUCCCAAGUAAAAAUCAGCUUAUCACGUAGAACUGGUUGCAGCAAUGGUAGCUGGGCCCAUGAAGUACCAGUUUCUUUGGAUCACUGGGAGAAUGCCAUUGUCAUUGAACGGAAAAGGAGGCUAGUUGAAAUAGGUCAAUUGAUGGUGUUGGAAACAAGAUGCAUUUAUCCUAAGCAGAACAAAAGGGUACCACAAUUUCAAGGCAGAACCUUAGCAAUCUUGUGCCUCUGGUGUUUAUUUACAUGGGCAUGUUUGUACCUGACAUGUUAAUGCAAUGUCUACCUGUCUUCAUAUUCCCUGGGGCUUCUGGAGCUGAUAGCUAGCACUAUACUUUCUGCCUUACAUAUCCAUUUUCCUUCCCAUUUUACAGAAUUUUGUAUAAUUAAUAAAUUUCUCUCCCUGUGACUUAGCUCAUUCAGAUGGGCUUUUUUCAUGCCAUGUAAAGAUAGAAGAUUCUGGCAGAUCUGUUUAUGCUUAAUAGAAUGUAAUAUGAAGUGUACUGUUUCAGAAGUGCUGCCAUAUAAUUUAGUUGUACAUUGUUUGAACUUCUUUGACUGCUGCUGUAUUACCAUUUGUACAGAUGCUUUCUGUAUGGUUUUGCCAUUUAAGAUUGGUCCAUUCGCUUGAUGUUGAUCAGAGUCCUGGUGUAUGUUUGUACUGCUUUGCUUAACAAAUGCUGUGAGCUAGUGUCUUUGUAGGUUAGGUAUUAGGAUUUUCAUACUUCAUACUGAACCAUUGCAAUAUUAUCUUUGAUCCAAAUAUCCAUAAAUCGUAUAGCUGCUUAUCUAGUGUUUUUUCUAAUGUUUGAGAUAAAACUAUGCGGCAUUUUUUAUUGACCUUUCAGUUUCUUUCGACUUCCAUUAUUUGAAUGGAAACAAACCUUUAUGAAAGGUAAAAUUUACAUAGUGUGACUUAGCUGAAGUAUAUAUUUUAGGUAACUUGAGAUGAUAAUGAUAUGCCAUAUACAGUUUUUCUCUUCAACUUACAUUUACAUUUCCUAAAGCUGUAGGAAAAAAAAAAUCUGCUACUUGUAUUGGGCAAAUCUCGGGUUUCCACCUUUAUGCAAGUAUACAAUGAUAUUGCCAUCUCUAGUUUAUUUCUGUAAACCAUAUACUUUAGUCAAAAUGCUUUGUGUUUGGCUUCUUAAUUACAUCAGCACGAUGUUCAAAUGUUUGCAUAGUCUUCUUGGAUAUGAUGGGAACUUCAUUUGUGUUGUGAGUGUUUUGCUAAAGUUAAAUAAGACACUGGAUAUGAUGGAACUAUUGGACUUUGGGCAUCUAACAUGUGUGACUGUAAUAUCACAUCUUGUGGUUCCAAGGUUUGAAUUAUCCUUAAUUUAUUCCAGAAGCCUAAGCAUUUGUGACUCUAUGUAUAUUUUCCUUUUCUUUUUAUUAACAGCUACGCCUCUGUUUGAAGCUUCAAUUUAUUUUGCUUGAAUACUAAUACUGAGCCUUUAUAAUUUUCCAGGUUAAAGAAAAUCUAAUCUUACUGUUCAUGUACUAUGGCGGGACAUCAUAAUAACAACACACAUAUGUCCAGGAUGGAUCAUAUGAACCGGUUCCAGAAUGAACCACCACCUUUUGGUCCAAAGUUAUUUAUGCAUCCUAGAAGUGAUGCAGUAAAUGGACCUCUAUCACCAGGUUAUGGGGGAGCAGCAAUAAGAUCAAAUGACCUUCCAUCCUCAAGUCACAUUGGCCAACCUCAUACCCAGCCUAUUGAAGCCCCUGGAACCAUGCUUGCACCCUAUGCUGGCUAUCCCCAUGCUGGAAGCUCCAGUAGCAUCUAUGCACCACAUAAUACUCAACAUCUGCCUGCUUUGAGUUAUCCACAUAGAUCUGAGGAUAGCUUCGCUCCAAGUUCCCAUAUUGAUGACAGAAGGGUUGCACAGAAGCGGAGAAACCCAAUUAUUCAUCCAAUGGAUGGAUCCAGUGUUGGGAGCUGUUAUGCUUCUAGUUCGUCUAAUCCUCAAUUCCCUCGGUACAUGCCUCCAAAUCCUGUUCCUGUUCCUGAACCCUGCCCUCCUCGAAUACCCUCAAAUAUGGGUUCAAGCUAUUGGAGUGAUCAUCGCUUUGGUAAUCAUGGAGGAUCUCAGAGGAACGUAAGAGGGCGACAUGAUCACAAUUCUAUCCAUUUGGGACACAGUCCAGGUGUAGCUUGCUCAUCAAGCAGCACUCAUGGGCCACCACACCAUGGUAAUGCAAUUGGUCCUUCUCUGAGUACAGCAGUGCCACAAGAUAGAGCUCCUUUUUCUGUACCUCCAAGACUUGUUCCCCCAGGGGCUGAUGGAAACUCUAGCAUCACAUUUAGAGAGAGACCAUACUAUCCUGCUCCACAGAGGACCAACAUAAAUGUUCCGCCUGUCCCAACACUUUCUGGUUCAUCUGAUAGCAUGGCCUUUGUGCAUGGUGGAUAUGUCCCCCGAGUAAUUCCUCAUAACACCAUCCGCUCUUAUCCCGCCCCAGCAUUUGGGACUUCCUCCAACUCUGCUGCGGUCUCCCAUGAGCCUGGUAUCCCUAGCUAUCCACCUGCUGUCCCUAGCUACCCGCCUGCUACCUCAGCAGCAACAUCAAGUGCACCGCCAUUUCAUGCUGAAACUGCUGCAUCUUCAAGACAUCUGGAGCACGUGGCUCUAGGCCCUGGUGGUAGUGCUAGGAGUAGAAGGCUGAGGGAUGCCUACCAUGCUUUCCAUCCGUUGAUCAUUGAGGAAAAUAAUUUGAGAGGAUCAGCAGCUGAGCGGUUUAUGAUGCUGGACCAGUUAGUUAUCCAUGAAUCAAGAGAAGAUUCUGAUCCUCACUGGGACAUGAGAUUGGACAUUGAUGACAUGAGUUACGAGGAACUGCUCGCUCUGGAAGAGCGUAUAGGCAGCGUCAGCACUGGUUUGGCUGAUGAAAAAAUUUCAAGCUGUGUGAUGGAGGUAACAUGCUGCAGCUCUGCUCGUGCCCAGGAUGGCAUUGGCAAGGAGAACACAAGAUGCGUGAUUUGCCUGGAGGAAUACAAAUUCAAGGACUCCAUGGGGAAGCUGAAAUGCGGUCAUGACUAUCACGCUGACUGCAUCAAGAAAUGGCUGCAGGUGAAGAACGUCUGCCCAAUCUGCAAAGCUUCUGUGGCAGACGACAGUGGAGGGAUUGAAUGAAGCAUCUCUCCUACUCCAUUCGUCCUAGCUCAGGCCCAACUGUUGAUCCAUUUUGGCUGUGUAAAUAAGUGAUGGUCCCGAAACGGAAUUAUUUGUGAGCACAAUUCGAACUCUGACAUCUUGCCCUGUGUAAAUCUUAUUCCUCAAGCUAGUUGCUAAUCGAUGGCAGUGUUGUUCAGUGAUCACAUGCCGGUAUCGUUCCUGGA
Messenger RNA from Panicum hallii, 4649 nucleotides. RefSeq names its product probable E3 ubiquitin-protein ligase HIP1. The record is from RefSeq and is a predicted model, not a curated record. Bases 2812 to 4443 code for a protein of 543 amino acids. Gene Ontology annotation, molecular function: ubiquitin protein ligase activity. The transcript is spliced from 10 exons. NCBI's taxonomy places the organism in Eukaryota, Viridiplantae, Streptophyta, Magnoliopsida, Poales, Poaceae.